Molecule: messenger RNA, 528 nt
Organism: Meloidogyne enterolobii
Lineage: Eukaryota; Metazoa; Nematoda; Chromadorea; Rhabditida; Meloidogynidae
Source: the annotation of a GenBank genome assembly
AUGGCUAUAAGUACCAUUACCUUACACUCGCACAAUACCGGACCAGUGGUUCUAAAACGUAGAACUGGUAUUUAUGGCCAUAGAGUAGAGGAGCUUGUCGACUUUGGAAAAGAACCUCCAGCUUUGUGUAAUGCAGGCCCAGUCGGGGAGGACCUCUGGAAUUGGCAAGCAACCAUUACUGGGCCUCCAAACUCGCCUUAUCAAGGAGGAGUGUUUUACUUAAAAAUUAACUUCCCCCAAGAUUAUCCAUUUAAACCGCCACAGAUUAGCUUCAAAACACCGAUUUACCAUCCAAAUAUUAACAACGAGGGAUGCAUUUGUUUGGACAUUCUUCAGCAUAAAUGGACGCCGGCUUUGACUAUUUCUAAAGGUAAUUGUGGGAACGAGGGAAUCCGUGUCAGUCAAAACAAGGUCCCUUCGGGAGGGAUACUGCAAAUAAGUUUAAUGAGAAUUUUUACGUGUAUAGAUGGUUCAUUAUUGGACGUUUUGUUGCCCCUCACCCAGCUUUUUAACAAGGAAUUUAAAUAG